Messenger RNA from Sinocyclocheilus rhinocerous, 1575 nucleotides. RefSeq names its product phospholipid phosphatase 1-like. NCBI's taxonomy places the organism in Eukaryota, Metazoa, Chordata, Actinopteri, Cypriniformes, Cyprinidae. The coding region runs from base 361 to 1125 and encodes 254 amino acids. Gene Ontology annotation, biological process: phospholipid metabolic process; phospholipid dephosphorylation; signal transduction. The record is from RefSeq and is a predicted model, not a curated record. Gene Ontology annotation, molecular function: phosphatidate phosphatase activity. Gene Ontology annotation, cellular component: plasma membrane. The transcript is spliced from 8 exons.
ACAGCCAGCAGGAGCUCAGUAGUGUGUAGUCCGAAGACACUCGAGUCUAUUUAAUCGCAUCGCCCGAAACACCGCAUACCGGCUCGCCAUCGCUUAUUCUUUACCUCAUGCGUUGAAAUGGUGAUCUUAUCUAACAAGCUACAACCAAGCGGCUCGCUCUGUCUCCUCUGCGGCUGCUUAUUAUUACGCGGUCAAUGUUAUUAAGAGUGUUUGCGCUGGCGUUGGUCCCUGCAGCUCAUCUCUCUUCCAGUUGACCACUAGAGGUGGACGCUCCGUCAGGCUGUUUACAGUGGGAACACUGAGGACGCCUUAAAGAAAGCCUUUAUCUCCGUUACUGACCCACAGAAGGACACUGGCACGAUGUUUGAAACCAGAGGAAUCCCCUUUAUAUUGCUUGACAUCGCGUGCCUAAUACUCGCUGGCCUCCCGCUUGCAGCGUUUAACCUGGGUAAAAUCAAACCGUAUCAGCGGGGCUUUUUCUGUAAUGAUGAGAGCAUCAGCUAUCCCUUCCACACCAGCACAGUCACCUCCACUGUGCUCUACACAGUGGGCUUCACACUUCCCAUAUGUAGUGUAAGUAAUCCUAGAUAUCACAGGAAGGAUACUCUGGGCAUGUUGCUUUUCAUUAACUUCUUCGGCAAGGAUGUCCACCAAUCGACAAGAGGCCUAAGCUUAAGUAAACAGGAACACACAAAAGCCUGCCGGAUAGCCAGACCACCCUCCCUCUCUGACGCUUUCCGCGCUUCCCCUGCCCUGACCCCCUUCGUUCAGCACGCGUCUCCCCCGAGCAUGCCUUUAUCAUCCGGAAAAGGACUCUCAUUCUACUCGGGACACUCGUCAUUCUCCAUGUACUGUAUGCUGUUCCUGGCACUUUAUCUUCAAGCAAGAAUGCAAACUGAAUGGGCACGGCUCCUUCGCCCCAUGUUCCAGUUCUUCCUGAUCGCCGCCUCCAUCUAUACAGGACUGUCCCGUGUCUCAGACUAUAAACACCACUGGAGUGAUGUACUCACAGGACUAAUACAAGGAGCCAUCGUGGCUUUACUAGUGGUUUUCUGUGUGUCGAAUUUCUUCAAAAAGAACGUUGAACCACAGAGAGAGGCAGAGAUCCCACACACCACCUUAUAAGAGACGCCUACGAAUGGAAAUCAUUAUGAAAACCCAAACUAAACUAUCACGAGCCUCUGUCGAUGGGAAGGGGUUUCAGCGUGCACCCACUACGAGGGCAGACCACUGCGGUGGAAACCUGUGAAUGUAACCUUGCUUUCUGUGUUCUCCAGACGCCUCUUUCUGGGGCUCUCUCUAUGGAUGCUGUACCACGUUUCCUUGGCUGGACUGCUUCUGCUGCUACCACAGCUUCCUCUGUAUCUCCAAAAACUAAUAUAAGUGUACCUCUAUUAAGCCACAAAAGAAACACCUUUUUUUUAAUCUGUAUUUAAAAAAAAUAAAGAUUCGCUAUACAGACUUUUUUUUAUUAAAAUUGUUAAAACUAUGUAUAAAAUGUUGCGCUUUUAUGAUGGAAACAAAAACCCAUUAUGCUCGUUGACAAACAAAUAAAACAAUUAUGUUUCAUUUAAA